Molecule: messenger RNA, 1722 nt
Organism: Gavialis gangeticus (Gharial)
Lineage: Eukaryota; Metazoa; Chordata; Crocodylia; Gavialidae
Product: cornulin-like
Exons: 3
Coding region: 165-1427 (420 amino acids)
Biological process (GO): positive regulation of cell cycle G1/S phase transition; cellular response to cytokine stimulus; regulation of phosphatidylinositol 3-kinase/protein kinase B signal transduction
Cellular component (GO): cytoplasm
Molecular function (GO): transition metal ion binding
Source: RefSeq, a predicted model, not a curated record
UCCAGACAGGUUUGAAAUGGGGACAAGGAAGGGGAAGAAAGCAAGGAAAGAAUUUCUUACAAACUGUUAAAUAUGAUUUCCUAAAGGGGAAUGAUGUAUCAGUCUUUGACAAGUCCCCUCAGCUGGAUGCAACUGAAUAGAGAUUCAUUGGCACUUGCAAGGAGAUGACCCAGCUGCAGGGCAAUAUUGAAGGCAUCAUCAGUGCUUUCAAUGCAUAUGCAAAGAAGGAUGGAGGCUGCAUCACACUGAGCAAGGGAGAGCUGAGGCAACUUAUCCAGCAGGAGUUUGCUGAUGUGCUAGUGAAACCCCAUGACCUCCAGACCAUCGACCAGGUGCUGCAGCGUCUGGAUGCAGAGAGCGAGGACAGAAUUGACUUCGAUGAGUUCCUCGUCCUGGUAUUCCAAGUGGCCAAGGCUUGUCACAAGGAGUUAAACCCGUGCCAGCCAUCGGGAGAUGGUCAAAGCUCAGCAUCCCAGGGAGAUGCAAGUAGGGGCCAGGCACAGAAAGCAGAGCAUGACCCCGGCCACCAUCACGUCCAGGAGCCUCAGGCUCCGAAGCAGGGCCAAAAACAACCAGAGGCACCAGAGCAGGAUCCCAGUCGCCCACAGGCUCCAGAGACCCCCACCGCAGAAGGGGACCUGAGCCACCGUCACAUCCAGGACCCAGAAGUAUCUCAGGGAGAUGGAAGCCGCGAGGCCCAGGCAACCGAGACCCCAGAGCAUGACUCAAUUUGCCGCCAGGGCCAAGAACCAGAGCAGGACCCGAGCCACCAUCGAACCCAAAAGCAAGACCCAAAUCGUGAGGGCCAGGCCCCCCAAGUCCCACAGCAGGACGUGAAGCAUGAGGCCCUGGAGCCUGGUGCCCCAGAGCAAGCCCCAAACCGCCAUCCUGUCCUGCAGCCCAGCGUCUCAGAGAGGGACCUGGACCACUGUCAGUCAAGUGCCUCGGAGAGGGGCCUGGACCGCCAUCCUGCCCUGCAGCCCAGCACCUCGGAGACGGACCUGGACCGCCAUCAGGGCCUGGAGUCAGAGGCCCCAGAACAGGACCUGAGCCCCACCGCAGAGAGGGAGUCAACCCACUAUGAAGCCCAUGAGCCGCAGGCCCCAGAGCAGGAGUCCCAGGAGUCCCAGCCAGCUGAGCAAGACCAGAACCGCCAUCAGUCGGAGGAGCCCGAGACUUCGGAGCACACCCUGUGCCACCAGCCCCAGGAAGCCCAGCCAACAGAGCAAGACCUGACCCGGGAGACCCAGACACCCAGGGUCCCCGAGGGGGAUGUGAGCCGUGGGGGCACCCCGUUCUCUCCAGCACUUCAGCAGGACCGUGGUGCUCAGCAAGACCCAAGAGAAGAAGCUCUGACAGCCUACCGUCCAUACAUCUACCAGUGCCAGAAACCACCAACAUUUCCCUAUCAGUGGCUACCAAAGUAGUAAGGGCCAAAAUCAGACACUGAGGAAAAGAAAAAAGGCAAUAGGCACCCAAAUAGGCCAGCUUAACUCAAGGCCACUGUCUAUUUACCCAGCUUCUCUGCCCAGUCCAGAUUUCCUAGCACUCCGCUUGUCUUUCACCAUUUGCUUGCAGUCCUGCUCUGUACAGUUUGAUUCCUUAUGUCCUUUGAGCCAUACUCCGAAUAGAUGCUUUUGCUCCCCCCCUUCUGUUGGUCUCCGGCUCCAUGUGUAAGCAAGGUAAUAAAACCCAAAUGCAAGAGCACGAUGUUGCAAUGCA